AAAAAAUUGAAAGUGAAUGUGAGAAAUGGGUUCCCAACCUGGGGUCCAUGGCAUAAAAAAAGGUUGGGAACCCCUGGUUUAAAGGGAAUGCGAGCCAGUUGCGGAACCUUCAGGAGGAUUUUUUAAAAACCGAAUAAGGGAUUGUUGGACUUUUAAUGUAAUGGAAUGACAUUUCCUACCUUUCCAUCUGUGGGAAGGAUCCUAGGAUCUAUUGAAUUUAGGAAUUUAACAGCCAGUGCAUCCACUAUCUUCAAAAGCAGCAGCUCUUUCAAAAGAACACAAAAACAAAAUGCUGGAGGAACUCAGCAGGCCAGGGAGCCUCUAUGGAAAAGAGUAUAGAAGAGGUUUAGAGCCGAGACACUUCCUCAGGACUCUUUCAAAAAGUCACUGGAGGUACAGUAUAUGACCCUUCCAGACCCAGUUUCCUCAACACAAAGGUAAGAAAAGCGUGCAUGGAUUUAAAGCAACGGAUAAGAUAUAAUUUAGAUGAGAUUUUUCACCCGGGCUGGGGAAUCAACUUCCUUUUCGAUCUGUCAUUUUUAAAGUGAAUAGUGAGUGACUGCGGGUUAGUUUUCUUCUGGAGAUCUAUGUUUUUCGUCGUCUGGUUUGGUCGAGUUCCUCCUUCUUGAGGUAUUUGAUAUCCGGAGUACUCUGCGGGUUGCUGUCACCCUCCGCCCACUCAACCCGGCAAGGGUUAGUCAAUGGAAAGGCGGCGCCAGUCACCUCCGCCCAACCCAUUCGAUAUCGAUUAUUGGAAGAGAAAAUUUGCUGUUAAAUACUGAUCAUCUCAACUUCUGAAAGUAAGAACUGGGAGAGAAUCAUCAAUCCGCAGCAGAACCGGGGACACAAUUGUUGAACUUCCUGUUCCAAAAUUCCCGUACUUCGAACUUCUCGAUAUGGACCUGCGGGGAUUCAGCAAGAUUUCACUUAACGCACUCUUUUACUUCGCUGCGUUUCGAGUGGGAGCAGCUGUUGAUAUCGACAAUGAGGAUUUCAUCAAGGAAUGCGUCAAUACCCACAAUCUGUAUCGCUCUCAAAUUGACCCUCCCGCCAGCGACAUGCUGUACAUGUCAUGGGAUAGGACUCUCGCUGAAGCAGCUCUUGCAUGGAGUAAGAAAUGCACAUUUAAUCACAACAAAGAUCUACGCACUAAAUGGAAACUUCAUCCGGUAUUCAAGACUAUAGGAGAGAACAUUUAUGUCCAGACAGGUUCCAGUUUAAAUGUUCCUGCUGCAAUAAAAAAAUGGCGCGAUGAAGUUCAAUAUUAUGAUUAUAACUCCAACAGAUGCAGAAGAGUGUGUGGUCAUUACACCCAGCUCGUCUGGGCGUCAAGUUACAAAGUUGGCUGUGCAGUUCACACCUGCCCAGGGGGAAUUAUUCACUUCAGCUCUGAGCUUUCGACUAUUUUUGUUUGCGAUUAUGGACCACCUGGAAAUUAUCCAAGACAACCUUAUUUAAAAGGAAAAGCAUGUACUCAGUGCCCUGACAGUUGGUGUGAAAAUAAAUUAUGCAGAAAUGCAACACGUGAGAUGACAAAUAAUUCAGACUCUGCAUGUGGCAAUUACUGCAUCGCUGUUGUAGUAACAAGACCAUUGACUCUUAUUAUUAUUUUCGGUGGAGUAUAUCUGAUACAGUAUAAGUACACUAACAUGUUUGCCUAUAUAUAGUACAUGCCAACAUUCUUCCAUGUCUGCAUUUAUAUCAGACCUGAAUACUGGAUUUUGUGUGGCUGAAAGUAAGGAAAAUGACACCUCCAUUAAACACGAAACAUAGAUAUCAACUUUCAAAAUUUCUGAUGAAUCAUGAUGGAGGUCAAACUUUGAUCUGCACUAUAGCUCAAAUAGUGAUUCAUGACAACUUUUCAAUUUGUCAGUUGGUUUGUUAACUUCUAUAGUGAAAAUAACUUCAAAUUACCAGCAACAUCUAAAAAGGAAUGCAUCGGAAAGCUAUAGGAUAUUUUAGAUGAGGACAAUCACUGAAUAUGAAAGGGGAAGUUUUGGGAGGUACUAAAUUUUUUCUGGUUAGCAACUGAAGCUUGAGUUUGCUUUAACAUUUUUAAAAUUUUUUAUGGAGAUACAUCUUGAUCUUUUUGUACUUUGAUGUGAAUAUUUUUGCUCAUUAUUGUUAACAACAUUGCCACAUGGAAAUGGAGCUUUAUAUUUUGUUUUCAGCAUUAACUGUCCCAGAUCAAUUAUAAUGCAGUCUAAUAAAACAUGAAACUCUUUCACGUUUCAAUUUGCACUUCGAAAAUUAACUGUUUUAUUUCUACACUUGCUUCAAGAUUUGUCAAUGCCAAAUCAAGAAUCUGUUCUCAGGUCUUGGCCUGAGAUGUUGACUGUACUUUUUUCCUUAGAUGCUGCCUGGCCUGCAGAGUUCCUUUAGCAGUUUGUGUGUGUUGGUUGGAUUUCCAGCAUUUGCAGAUUUUAUCUUGUUUGUGUUAGGAAUUUGAUUAUAGUCCACACUCUGGAUUAAUGGACAGAACUGAAUUUGCGUUGUCCUAAACUUUCUGAAUAGGUUCUGCCUUAAACUCAUUCUGCAAUAGAAUUGUUCAAAAUGGAGUUCCAUUUAAAAAUGUUUUUUAAAACAAGAGAUUAUUAUUUGAAUAAGUAUAGCAUUUUGGUAUCAAUUUGAAUCAAUGCAUUUAGGGACUUCAUGAAGGAUCAACUUUAUUUGCCAUAUAUAUUUACAUGUCUCAGGAAUUUACUGUGAGGUGUUGGUCAGGGCAUGACAUGCAACUAAAAAUGUCAACAUUCAACAGUUAUAAAGAAUGAUGCAAAAAGCUUAGAGGUUAAAGGAGAGAAAUUGAAUAUACAUACCAGCAUAUAGUUACAAUGUAAAAACCACUUUUUGUAAUGCCUUUAAAGUGUCUACAGUACAGUGACAUGCUAACUUGAAUGGUUGGUGAGAUUGACAUCCUGGGGAAGAAAGUUUUAAAAUAAUGUUUCUUUUUUGUUUUUGUUUUUAAUAGCCCUAUAACACUUUCCAGAAGAGAGCUUUUAGAAAAGGCAGUUUACAGGGUGGGUAGUAUCAGCUAUGAUUUUUUUUUUCCCCUGCUUGCUGCUUUCUUUUUUUUUGCCGACCUCAUUUAAAAAGAAUUAAAUUAACAUUUAAUAUUAAAAGUAUUAGAUUAACAUGUCCACAGAAGGUAAAAGGUGGUUGUAGAUGGUUUGUAUUCUAUGGAGGUCAGUGACCAGUGGUGUUCCACAGGGAUCUGUUCAGGGACUUCUCCUCUUUGUGCUUUUUAUAAAUGACCUGGACGAGGAAGUAGAAGGGUGGGCUAGUAAGUUUGCCGAUGACAAAAAGGUUGGGGGUGUUGUGGAUAGUCUGGAGGGUUGUCAGAGGUUACAGCAAGACAUCGACAGAAUGCAGGACUGGGCUGAGAAUUGGCAGAUGGACUUAAACCCAGAUAAGUGUGAAGAGGUUCAUUUUGGUAGGUCAAAUCUGAAGAAAAAACAAUAUUAAUGGUAAGACUCUUGGCAGUAUGGAGGAUCUGAGAGAUCUUGCUCCUUGUCCAUAGGACACUCUAAGCUGCUGCACAGGUUGACACUGUUGUUAAGAAGGUGUAUGGUGUGUUAGCAUUCAUCAACUGUGGUAUUGAGUUCAAGAGUCGUGAGGUAAUGUUACAGCUAUAUAAGAUGUUGGUCAGACCCCACUUGGAGUAAUGUGUUCAGUUCUGGUCACCUCACUACAGAAAGGAUGUGGAUACUAUAGAGAGAGUGUGGAGGACAUUUACAAGGAAGUUGCCUGGUUUGGAGGGUGUACCUUUGUAUUGGUGGGGUCGUGACUGUCACGUAACAGCACUGCCCACUACCUGGUUGGAAGGCACGCCACCUGCCAAUCAAGGUUUGCCCCCUCCUCAUCCAUCAAUGCACACCUAACCAUUGACCCCUCUAAAUAGCCUUGUACUUGGCCUCCGGCGAUUGGCCUUUGUGAUCAGCUUAUCUCUUCUGGCACCGAGCCAUUGGCCCCCUUGUGAAUUACCUGGGCUGGACCCUCCAGCCCUCCUGCACUAAAAGGGUGCCAUGUGUGCUGGGCUCUCUCUUUUUGCCAUCUCCGAGGGACCACCCUGCUUCACUUCAGGCUGAGAACUGUGGAACAGCACUGGUGAAAUUGGUGAACUGUGCAUUGAAUAGGGUUGGGAGUGUUGAUUAUUGUCCCUAAUAGCACAAAGAUGUGCCUGCACAAAGUCAAGGGGUGGCGGGUAUCGUAUUGACUUUUCCCGUGUUUUUGUGUGUGUGUAGCGAUUUUCCCACGUUCGUUAUUAAUUGUCCGGUGUAUUUUACUGCUGAUCUGACUUUUCCCCGACUGCUGUAAAUUGUGCCCGUGUGUGUGUUGCUUCUGUUGCCAUUUUCCCACGUUUGCCUUCUGUAAAUAAAAUCCU
Messenger RNA from Mobula hypostoma (lesser devil ray), 4381 nucleotides. RefSeq names its product glioma pathogenesis-related protein 1-like. The record is from RefSeq and is a predicted model, not a curated record. The coding region runs from base 897 to 1667 and encodes 256 amino acids. Gene Ontology annotation, cellular component: extracellular region. The transcript is spliced from 6 exons. Lineage: Eukaryota; Metazoa; Chordata; Chondrichthyes; Myliobatiformes; Myliobatidae.